This is a messenger RNA of Rhodotorula graminis WP1, 1362 nucleotides long. RefSeq lists its product as uncharacterized. Gene Ontology annotation, biological process: carbohydrate transport; transmembrane transport. The transcript is spliced from 7 exons. The annotation marks the transcript as partial. Gene Ontology annotation, cellular component: membrane. The record is from RefSeq and is a predicted model, not a curated record. NCBI's taxonomy places the organism in Eukaryota, Fungi, Basidiomycota, Microbotryomycetes, Sporidiobolales, Sporidiobolaceae. Gene Ontology annotation, molecular function: carbohydrate:proton symporter activity.
GGCAUCGAGUUCUCGCUGCCGGGCAACCUCCUCGGCGUGCCCGCCUUCGUCGAGCAGUUCGGCAAGCUGUCCCCGGCGACGGGCACCUACGCCGUCGAGGCCAAGGUCCUCACCAUGUGGGCGUCGCUCUUCGCCACCUUCCAGGUCCUGGGCCUCAUCGCCGGCGGCUGGGCCAUGGACCGCUUCGGCCGUCGCCCGACCCUGUACAGCGUCAUCUUCUUCACCUACAUCGGCGUCAUGCUCGAGGUCAUUGCCAAGGACUGGCAGACGUGGCUCGGGUCCAAGAUCGUUAUCGGCUUCGGCACCGGCAUCAUGCAGGCGUCCGUCACGACCGCCGUGUCCGAGUUCGCACCUCGCGAGCUGCGCGGUAUCGCCCUCAGUCUGUUCAACAUGUGCAUGAACAUCGGCGGUCUCGCCGCGACGAUCAUCCCGUGGGCCACGAACAACCACUUCGGCCUCGACGACCGCGCUUUCCGGGUCCCUCUCUACGUCGCCCUCGCCUGCCCAACCAUCUCGCUCGCCCUCGAGCUCUGGCUCCUCCCCGAGUCGCCCUGGUGGCUCCUCAUGAAGGGCAAGAAGGACCAGGCCCGCAAGUCGCUCGACUACUUGUACUCGAGCCAGCCCAACUACGACUCGGACCGCUCGCUCGCCGAGCUCGAUCGGCGCAGCGCCCUGACACCUCGUGUGAACGCGCAGGCCAAGUCGACGAGCUACCUCGACUGCUUCAAGGGCACGAACCUGCGCCGCACCUUCGUCGCCGUCUUCCCGCCUUUGACGCAGAACAUGUCGGGUCAGAACCUCGCCGGUACCUACGGCACCUACUUCUUCCAACUUGCCGGCCAGAAGGACCCCCUCAUCUCGUCCGUCAUCACGACCGCCGUCGGCCUCUUCGUCAACUUCUGCAGCUUCUUCCUCCUCGAGCGCAAGCGCGUCGGUCGGUGGCUCCUCCUGUUCGGCGGUCUCCUCGUCAUGACGGCGUGCAUGCUCGCCAUCGGCCUCAUCGCCGCGGGUUCGUCCAAGCUGCGCGCCAAGACGGCCACCCUCAGUGUCGCCGGCAACGCCGUCGCCGGCCUCGUCUGGACCUCGGUCUUGCCCUACAUCCUCGACGCCGACCAGGCGAACCUCGGUCCCAAGGCUGGCUUCAUCUUCUUCGGCCUUGGCGUCUUCUGCUGCCUCGGCGUCUACUUCUACAUCCCCGACCUGACCGGCCGCUCGUUCGCCGAGAUCGACGAGCUCUUCGCGCGCCGCAUCAAGGCUCGCCAGUUUGCCAAGACCGAGACGACGGGCCAGUACGGCCAGGACCUCGGCGAGACGGUCAACCGGGUCGAGUCGUCGGACGCGCAGUCGAAGGAGCGCAUGUGA